This is a messenger RNA of Lytechinus variegatus (green sea urchin), 929 nucleotides long. Its product is annotated as trypsin-like. Gene Ontology annotation, biological process: proteolysis. The transcript has 5 exons. The coding region runs from base 1 to 849 and encodes 282 amino acids. Lineage: Eukaryota; Metazoa; Echinodermata; Echinoidea; Temnopleuroida; Toxopneustidae. The record is from RefSeq and is a predicted model, not a curated record. Gene Ontology annotation, molecular function: serine-type endopeptidase activity.
AUGGCCGCUGUAUGGCAAGCAAAUCACAGCCAAUGUGGGAGGGUUAACAAGUUAGGAGCCAGUUUCCGUAUUCUAGGCGGAGAGCCAGCACCAGAGAAUGCCUGGCCGUGGCAGGUAGCUCUGUUCCAAAAGGGCGAGUUUAUCUGUGGAGGUUCUUUGAUUGACCCGUUGUGGGUCCUUACUGCUGCGCAUUGCAUGCCAGGAGUAUACACUUUAAGAGUCGGCUCGGUCAACAUUACUGGUACUAAUGAUGCAACGCAAGAACGAAACGCACAAAGAAUCUUCGUUCACCCAAACUAUAAUUUCAUAGACUUCGACAACGACCUCGCUUUGUUAAAAGUGGAAGUACCUUUUACCCUCUUUGACGAUAAAGUGAACACGGUUUGUCUUCCGACUAAUGAAACGGAUGGUUGGGUUACAGGAGAUAAUGUAACAAUCACUGGAUGGGGAACACGGAAAAGUGACGUGUCUGACCGCCCUGACACUCUUUAUGAGGCAAUCGUUCCUAUAUAUAACUGGACGAAGUGCACUCAGUCCACGAAAUUAAAGACAAGAGGCUUCGUCACCGAGAAUAUGAUCUGUGCUGGCUAUGAUGAUGGUAAAGCUGAUUCUUGUCAGGGCGACAGUGGUGGUCCCAUGGUAUAUUUCCUCGAUGAUGCAGACCAGUAUUUUCAGAUCGGUGUGGUGAGUUGGGGUUAUAAGUGUGGCAAACGUGAAGCACCCGGUGUUUAUACCAGGCUGACACGUUACGAAGAUUGGAUCCGGUCGUUCGUUACCACACCAACGCAAAUUUCAUGUAAGUUCAGCAAAAAUUUUCAGGGAAUCCAACCAAGAUGGAUAGUUCUUUAAAGGUUAAGUUCACACAGAGAAAUGAUGAUCUGAAUAAACAGAGAAAACUCAAACUAGCAUAACGCUGAAUAUUUCAUCGA